This is a messenger RNA of Musca vetustissima, 1635 nucleotides long. RefSeq lists its product as uncharacterized. Gene Ontology annotation, molecular function: nucleic acid binding. The record is from RefSeq and is a predicted model, not a curated record. The coding region runs from base 1 to 1635 and encodes 544 amino acids. The transcript has 2 exons. Gene Ontology annotation, biological process: DNA integration. Lineage: Eukaryota; Metazoa; Arthropoda; Insecta; Diptera; Muscidae.
AUGACUCUUGUUAAAAAUUUAAAAUUGGAUGAACCUCAUUACUAUAUUCCCCACCACUGUGUGCUCAAACCUAAUAGCACAUCAACAAAGCUUCGAGUGGUGUUUGAUGCCUCAUGUGCUACAUCUUCUGAGAAAUCACUCAACGAAAUUUUAAUGGUUGGUCCCACAAUACAAGAGGAGCUUUUCCUGCUGCUACUGCGCUUCCGACUCCAUCGUUUCGCUUUAACCGCAGACAUUGUAAAAAUGUACAGGCAAGUCUUGAUCAGCACAGAAGACCAACUAGAAUACGCUCUGUUAGCUGUAGUUUGGAACGUACAACAACAAUAUUUCAAAGAUGACAUAAAACGCGCAGUCAAGAAAAGGGAUCCACAGGGCCCACUUAAGGGCCUUAAUCCAUUUAUAGACGAUUCGAGUGGAAUUGCAAUUUUGAAAGUUGGUGGUCGUCUCGAACUUGCCCAUGUUCCUGAAACUCAAAAACACCCCAUGAUUAUGCCGAAGGAAAACAACUUUGUUAAAUGUUACAUUCAAUAUCUUCACAUUAAAAAUUACCAUGCCGGUCCGAAGGCAUUAGUCUCUCUUGUCAGAAUGCGUUUUUGGGUAAUAAAUUUACGAAAUCUUUGUCGUACUAUUGUGAAUCGCUGUCCACACUGCAUACGUUAUCGUCCAAAACUAUUACAACAAAUGAUGUCAAAUUUACCAGCUGAUCGUCUCAAUCCCUCUCGAGUUUUCGCCAGAUGUGCUGUAGAUUUCUGUGGUCCCAUAAACACGUAUUUAAGAAUCAGAGGAAAGGUGCCAUACAAAACGUAUGUAGCGGUGUUUGUCUGCCUAGCAACAAAGGCUGUUCAUAUCGAAGCUGUGUCGGAUUUAUCCACCGAUUCCUUUAUUGGCGCUCUAAAAAGGAUGAUAGGUAGAAGAGGUUUGCCAACAGAUAUUUUCUGCGACAAUGGCACAAACUUUGUGGGUGCGAACACAAAACUCAAAGAUUUGAAAAGGUUUUUGUUUGAUGAAGAUAACAAAAACCACAUAACUAAUUUCUGCGCCAAUGAGUUCAUAAAUUUCAAUUUUAUUCCACCCAGAGCACCCCACUUUGGUGGUCUUUGGGAGGCAGCUGUUAAAUCUGCUAAGGGUCAUCUAACUCGUACAUUCACAAAUACUCGCUUGACCUACGAAGAACUCGCCACUGCCUUAACUGAGAUAGAAGCUAUUUUAAAUUCGAGACCUAUAUCGCCAAUGUCGUCGGAUCCGAGCGAUUUAGAGGCCCUCACACCAGGCCAUUUUAUUAUAGGUUGUUCGAUGCGAUCUCUUCCAGAGCUUGACCUCUCGUCCAAAAACGUAAAUAAUCUUGAUCACUGGGCCCAAAUUACUAAGAUAAAACAGCACUUUUGGAAGAAAUGGUCUCAUGAAUAUAUCAAUGAGCUUCAAGUGAGAAACAAGUGGACGUCUUCCAACCCAAAUGUUGCUGUGAAUACCUUAGUGCUAGUACACGAAGACAAUGUUCCUCCUCAGAAGUGGUUAAUGGGUAGAAUUAUUGAAACUAUAAGUGGAGGAGAUGGACGAAUACGAGUUGCCGAAGUAAAAACCAAGAAAGGAAUUAUUCGUCGACCUAUUCACAAAUUAGCCAUGCUCUUAAAUUGA